Onthophagus taurus is the source of this 1933-nucleotide messenger RNA. RefSeq names its product venom protease-like. NCBI's taxonomy places the organism in Eukaryota, Metazoa, Arthropoda, Insecta, Coleoptera, Scarabaeidae. Gene Ontology annotation, molecular function: serine-type endopeptidase activity. Gene Ontology annotation, biological process: proteolysis. The record is from RefSeq and is a predicted model, not a curated record.
UUAUUAUGAAAAAUGUCGGUAAAGUAGUAUUCUUAUUGUAGUAUCGAUAUAAUAUAUAUGUUAAUAUAAUAAUAAUAUUUAAGGUUCGUUGAGUAUUGCUUAUGUUUUAUAAGUUAUAAGGUAAUCCAAUUCGAACAACUUGACAUCAUUGGAGGAAAAAUAUAACAUAAUAUGAUAUAAUAUAAUAAUAAUAUUUAUGUUAAUAAUUAUUUAAAAAUUAAACAAGUGUUAUUAAACUCAAGAAAUAAAGAGUUUGUGUUGGUUUACGUAUAUAAAUGAAAACAGAAAUGACAAUUCUUGAAAUGACGUCACAACAAGGCCUUUGCGGAGGGGAUACGUUCAUAACAACAGCGUUCAUAGGCAGUUGGAUAAGCUUAUACAGUAGUUGUUUACUUAACGGACCUUGCCAAUACUCAACGGACCUUACAUAUUGUAAUUUUUACUAUUUCUAUAUCAUAUUGGUCUCUUCUUUAUUAGCUUUACCGCUAGCGCCAUCUACCCAACACCGUAUAUAACAACCAACAAUGUUGGAUUUGAAUUACAACGCUACCUUAAAGUAGUAAUAAAUAAAUGCUGUAAUAAAUAAAAAAAAAUAUUUUUUAUUAUUAUACAUUAUUUCCUAUUUUACGAUCUUGUGCACCGUUUAAAUACUUUGAAAUAAACAAAUUUUACACUUAUAAUUAUAAUCUAAUUUUAAUUCCAAGACUUUGUUAUUAUCAUACACGUAAAUAAAAUUAUCUAUUAGGCAACCUAUGAAAUUACAUGCAUAAAUUAUCACAAACCAGUUGCGGUUGAGAUGUCUCUAAAACUGGUAGUAACAUCUUUACUUUUCCUAGGACUUAUUAACCUCGGGAAUUUUCAAGAAACGUGUGAUCUUGAUAAUGAGAGCAAAGGUGUCUGCAAACUUUUUACGGAAUGCCCUGGGGCUUUCGAUCAACUUAAAAAACAAAUUAAACCAAAGAUAUGUUCGUUUCAAGAUUUGCAACCGAUCGUUUGUUGUGCCCAAGAAGAUAAAAGAAGUGAUUUAAGAAAAAGUGAACAAAAAUGUGUUGAGUACAGCAAACUAAAAUUUGGAGUCGAAAGAGAUGAGGAUCCUCUAAUAACAGGCGGAGAAGAUGCAGUCCCUAAAGAAUUUCCUCACAUGGCAAUUUUGGGUUAUGGAAAUGAAAACAGCACCGAAUGGAAAUGUGGAGGUACUUUAAUUAGCGAACAAUUUGUUUUAACAGCAGCCCAUUGUCUUUAUUCGAGCGAAUUUGGGGAUGUAAAAUUCGUUCGUUUAGGCGACUUGGAUAUUUAUAGCACAAAAGACGUAGCGGAUCCCCAACAAUAUAAAAUAUCCAAAACGAUACCUUAUCAAGAAUACACAUCAACAUCUCAUUACCACGACAUUGCAUUGUUAAAAUUAGAGAAACCUGUAAAAUUUAGUGAUUUUGUUCGUCCUGCUUGUAUUCAAACUAAAUAUUCUUUUGAAAAUGUUACUUUAAAAGCUACCGGUUGGGGCGCUUUAUCUUUUGGUUCUGAUAUUCAUAGUUUUCUACAAAAAGUUAAUUUGCAUGUGUACGCCAAAAAAGAUUGUGAUGUUACUUAUAAACCAGCUUUUAAUUUACUACGAGGGAUUGCUGAUGAUACUCAAAUUUGCGCGGGAAGUUUUGUGGGUGGUAGAGAUACUUGUCAAGGAGAUUCUGGUGGACCUCUACAAAGAAUCAUUCAGAGUAAUCCAAUUGUUUAUAAAGUGGUGGGGAUUGUUUCGGUUGGAAAAUAUUGUGGAUUAGUUCCUGGAUUGUAUACAAGAGUUUCCGCAUAUGUUACAUGGAUAGAAGACAAUGUUUGGAAUCAGUAAAUAAAUUUUAAUUUCUCUGUGAACAGUGUGAUGUAUUGUAUGAUGAUUGUUCAAAUUACAAACAAGAUUUAUUAAUACAUUUUUUUAAAAUAA